AUGCUGGUCACCGGCAGCGAGUCGCCGGUCGUGGUGGUCCUCAGCGGCAGCAUGGAGCCCGGCUUCCACCGCGGCGACAUCCUAUUCCUAAACCUCGGCAAGGCGCCGGCGCGGACGGGCGAGAUCGUGGUUUUCAACCUCGACGGGCGCGAUAUCCCGAUCGUGCACCGGGUGAUCAAGGGGGACAACAACCACAUGGACGACCGCCUGCUGUACAACCGCGGCCAGGAGUGGCUGCACAUGCACCACAUCGUGGGCCGCGCGGUCGGCUUCCUGCCCCACGUGGGCAUGGUGACCAUCCUAAUGAACGACUACCCCUGGCUCAAGGUCGCGCUCAUAGCCGUGCUGGGGCUGCUCGUCGUCACCAGCAAGGAGUGA
Molecule: messenger RNA, 378 nt
Organism: Monoraphidium neglectum
Lineage: Eukaryota; Viridiplantae; Chlorophyta; Chlorophyceae; Sphaeropleales; Selenastraceae
Product: putative Signal peptidase complex catalytic subunitSEC11A
Exons: 3
Coding region: 1-378 (125 amino acids)
Cellular component (GO): signal peptidase complex; membrane
Molecular function (GO): serine-type endopeptidase activity
Source: RefSeq, a predicted model, not a curated record